UGCAAACAUUUGCAAACAUGUGUUUAUAGUAUUGAUAUAAUAAUAACAGUAAUACUGUAUUAUUGUAUAUAUUAUUGUAUUAAUAGUAAUAAGUUUUGUCUUUAAGUAAACAAUGAUUGAAUAGUUGGUCAUAAAGUUGUUGAUAAUUGUUAGCCAUUGAUGACAGUCUUGUGAUGUAUCGAUUCAGAAGUUGUCGUUUCAUUGGUUUUUAUUCAAAUGCUUUUCACAAUUUGUCAACAAAUGGCAAACUUUGUGUCAAUAGUCAGGUGUGGAUCAAAUCAAGUGUCAGGAGUUUGUGUUCAUCGCAAUCAAACAGUAUUGAUGUCCACAAGACAUCCAUCGGCAGCAAGAGUUUAGCCGAUUUGCGAGAUAAGAGGUUACAUCAGAUGAAGCGAAACCUUGCCGUUCAAGAAUACGAUGUCUUGACGGAAGCUAUCAUUAAUUGCGUUACCAUUGAUCAGGUCUUGGAUUUGGUCUCAAUGCACGUCAAUGUCAUGAAUAACCGACAUAUGGCCGAUGUUUUUGAAUCGUUGCACAACAUUGUUAGGCAAUCAAACAAUUACGCUGAAGACUGUCUUAAGAUAUUGUCGUCCAAAGAGUUUAGCGAUUUAUGUAAUCAAGCGAUACGUCGGAUGCGGUUCUUUCAAACAUCAGAUCUAUUGACAACAUUUAAGGCACUAAUACUGUUGAGGAUAUCUCCAAACACAACGAUUGUUCAAAGUUUGCUUCAAAUGACACGACAACUGAUUAACGACUUCUCGAUCAAUGAAAUAAUUUUUUUAGAUUUUCUUUUAAACCGAAGACUAAUUGAAAGAAAUGAUUCUUUAAAUGAAACAGAAGUUGAGAACUUUGAAAAUGAGGAGAAUUUCUUAACCCGUCGAUUACUUCAACAGUCGGUUAAUGAAGAAAAGGAAACAAAGAAACCAACAAUUGUUCCAUUAAUAGAAGCUCUUAAGUUAGCCAUUCCUUUAGUACUUCAACUAAAGAUUGAGUCAAAAGAGUUAAACUUUGAUGACAUUGAUUUGGUAGUGAAAUGUCUGAGAGCUGUGGCCAAACAUAACCUAAAGGACGAAGUGAUUGAUAAACUAACUCUUGCGGUCUCAUAUAAAAUCUUUGAGCUGACUGUUCCUCAAAUGUUUUCGAUAAUUGCAUCGUUAACAUGGGUUCCCACACAUAACACCAAUGUUAACACAACACUUGUUCACCGAGUGAUAAACCAAUGUCUCGACAGAGUUACUGCUCCGGGAGUUAUUAUUCCCAGCAAUACAUCACACAAUUUCAUAAUAUCAUUGAUAACACAUAAAAGACAGAGAGAUUUCUAUCAUAAAGGACUCUACGAAAUGGUCGCUAAUUUAAUCAUUCAAAAACCAACUGAGUUUCAUAUAUCAAAAGCAACGGCUGUGUUGAAUACCCUGACCUCACACUAUCACAUCCAUUACGGACUUCUUGAUUUUGUAGCCAAAAAGAUUGCUUUAAGAGAUCCAGAGCUUAUUGACAGCAAAAAAGCGUCGUUUACUAACAUUUUAGGUUCUUUUGCUUUGCCAGCAAAUUAUAGACCAAAUGAAUCAAAUAGUGAUGACAUUUAUAAAAUAAUAUUAUCCACAAAUCAUAUAAAUCUAUGUAAAGAGAAAACACAACAUUUAUUGUUUAAAAUGUUGAAAAACUUAGCAAUACUUAACUAUUAUCCCAAACAAGAAAUCACUGAAUGGUUUAAUAAUCACUUUAAGUCUGCAAUAUCCGGAUCAACAGUAAUUGGAUUAAGGAUUGAUUUUUUGCAAUCUAUUCGAUAUUUAUAUCAAGGUUUAUGUUUAGAAGCAAAUCUAGAAAACAUGGAUUAUUUGAAACAUUCAUUGAAAGCCUAUGUCGACGAAUUGGUUGAGUUUGAGAUCAAAGAAGUAGAAAAUGUUAUUAAAUCAGAAACACUAGAGUUUGCUUUAACACAAGGUUUAGGUGGCAAACAGUUUUUCGCCAACAAUUUGUUUACCGGUUUUGGACAUCACAUCGAUUAUGUGCUCGCUAUGAGAAAAGGAGGUUAUCCUAUAAAUAUUAAUACAAAUGAUGAAAAGAUAUCACACAUUACACAAUUAAAUUUGCCAUCAGAUGCUAAAAUUUACGGAAUUCUAUUGUUGGAUUUCAAAGACUAUUGUCGAGAACCUGCCAUCAAAAAAGGUGACACAGAUUUCAAAAUAAGGACUCUUAAGAAGUGUGGUGUGAAUCCAAUAAUUAUUAAAUUGGAGAACUGGGAGCUAUUAAGUGAAGUGGAGAAAGUGCCGUAUAUUAUGAGAGAGAUUAAUGAAAACUCUAAAUUAGAAGAACUACAAAGUAAUUGUCGCUAAUAUUUAAUACAAAAAUUAAAUUUAAUUAUAUAAUUCAAUAUUCUUA
Molecule: messenger RNA, 2382 nt
Organism: Oppia nitens
Lineage: Eukaryota; Metazoa; Arthropoda; Arachnida; Sarcoptiformes; Oppiidae
Exons: 5
Coding region: 174-2336 (720 amino acids)
Source: RefSeq, a predicted model, not a curated record